UUCAUGUGCAAGCCAUCUUGAGUCGCAUUCAGAAAAACAUGGGAUAGUAAAUAGUAAAUAAAUAAGUAAAUAAAACUCCCUGAACUGAUGAGAUAAAUGGUGCCAAGUGAGUCAAAACUAUAAGAUGAAACUGGGAACCAGUAAAAUUUAAAGAAUGGUGACUAUUAAUGUAAAAUGCACUGUAUAUGUGAGGGGCCAAUGUAUAUACUUGGGGCUGAAAGACAGAUAAUUUCUUAAAAGAAAACACAGUAACUUCUGGUAUGCCUUCUGGGUAAUAGUUUAAUGACAUUUAGUGACAUUUCUGUUCAGAAAGGGCUAAGCCACUGGAGAACAAGGGACUACACAGCCUGCAGUUGUCUUGCCCAACCUGAGUGUCACUGUAACAGCUGAAUGUUCUUCUUUUCUUCCAAUGUUCUCUUUGUGCCCAUGAAGACUCUGUGGCAGCAACAGAAGGCAGAGGAUGAGCCAAUACAAUUUCUAAAAUGGAUGAAGGGUUAAACAAAGAAGCCCCUGCCUACACAUUCCAAAAUUCUUCUGAAGCACUACUUUCUAUUCAGCGAUUAGAUUUUAAAACAAGUUUUCUGGAGGCAGUAGAAGAACUGCGCAUGAGAAGGGAUGCAGAAGUUCAUUAUGAGGAACAAAUUAGCAAGUUUGUGGUUGAAAAACAGGAACUUGAAUGGCAAAAGGAAGCUCUUCAACACCAGAAAGAAGCAUUAAACAAGCAGCAUACAGAAGCCAUGGCAGCUAUUAAAAAACAGUUUCAAGCAAGAAUGCUUGCUUUGGAAGAAGAAAAGUGCAAAUAUCUGCUUGCUGAGGAAUCAAAAGAAAGAGAAAUGGAAGGACUGAAGGAAGCUUUAAAAAAAUUACAGGUUUCAAAAUACACUUUACAGAAGAAGCUUAAUGAAAUGGAACAAAAGCUGCAAUUGAACAUGUUAGCAAAAGAAGACCAUCAGAAGAGUCUGAAUGAAUUUGAAAAAUGCCAUGCAGUUAUCACAGGUCAAUUUGGAAUAAUAAACAGCAAUCAUGAGAGAUUAGAGCAGAAUGUUAUGGAAGCAACUCAACUCAAUAAGAGAUUGACAUCGAUAAACAAAAGACAAGAGUCUGAGAUAAAUGAUCUGAAAGAGGAACUAAAGAAGGUUACUGCAGACUUGAUAAAGUCCAAUGUCAAUUGUCAGCACAGAGUCGGAGAAGAGUAUCUCAGUCUUACAGCAAAGGAGCAGGAAUUACAAGAGCUAGGGAAAAGGCAUUCCAUGGAGAAAGAGUUAAAUACAACAUUAACUGAAGAAAAUACACAUCUUAAGGAAGAAAAGCAGGAGAUUAUUGCAUCACUACAACAUAUGCAGCAAUUACUCAGCAGACAGACAGAAGUAAAUGGAAAAAUGGAGCUGGAGCUGAAUAAACUGAAAAAAAAAUGCCAGAUCCUUGAAAGAGAUAAUGAGCUGCAAAGGGAGAAGGCAAAAGAAAAUGAACAAAAGUUCCUUAAUCUUCAGAAUGAAUAUGAGAAGAGAAAAGCCACUUGGAAAAAUGAGACUGAAGAUAUAUGCAAUGAAAAUCAAAUGCAUACAAGCCACGAAGAAAACAAAUAUACACAGGAAACAAUAGCUGCUUGUACUAAUCUUACAGAAGAAGAAAUUGGAGCAACCAAUAUUCUGCCUUGUUCUUUCGAUUCUGGUGAAAUUCAAACAGAAAAAAACAACAGUGAUGCAGAUGCAGCACAAGAGAGUUCAGUUUGCACUGAAGAUUAUUAUGAGAAUUGUGUGAAUGAAGAUGAUAAAGUUUGUCCAUUGAAGCCAAAACAGAGGGAGCAUUCUGUAGGCAUGCCCUUUUGUACAGUCAAUUUUAUUACUCCAGUAUCGACGAGUAGACCAUUUAUUGCUGAAUGUAAAGAAACUACAACUAAAGGAAAAGCAGACAAAAAGAUAUUUGAUAGAACAGAAACCAAGAAAGACCUAAAAGGCUUAGAUGGUUGUUCCUUAACAGAAUUCCCAGUGGAAGAUCUUAAGAUGCUUUUAGACAGUGGUGACGAUUUUGGUAGUUCUAAUCAAGAUACACCUCAUUCACCAAAACUAAACAAGCAUCUUCCAGAUAGAGGUAUUGCAAAUGAAUUUGCUUUUGAAAGAAAUGAAAACAAUAUACUCCAUGAGGAAGUUUCCUCUGCAAGUGAAGUUCUUAGCAAAAAAGACUGUGAGCUUAGUAUAAAUAACUUUCUGAAUACUGAAAAGGAUUCUGUCUCAUCACAAAUGAUACUGAGUCACAUGAACAUCCCUAAUAAUGAUGCGUGCAGUGAAUUCUGCAAAGCAAAACAAACACCACCAAGUCACAACACAAGUUGUGUAAACUCUCAACUCCUUUUAUGUAAACAGAUUAAUAACUCUCUUGAAGAAAUAUAUACUGACAAUACAUGCAGAAAUGAUGGGUUCUGUGAGCAAAUCAGUUCAUUUUACACAACAGAGAAUGUACCACCUGUGCAUGCUUCUUUGGACAAUCUUUUAGGUGAAAAUACUUAUAAUAACAAUGACGUCAGUGCCAACAAUUUGCUUAUAGUGGGGGAUUCUAAUUUAAGGGAUGAAAACCCAUCUAAAGACGCAAAUGAAAUGACAAAAACAUAUUCUGAUAAAGACAGCUCUGAACUAAGAGAAGAAAGUGUAUACAAGGUUUUGCUUCUCCAUGGUGAAAAUGUACAUGGAUCUCAGACUAUAGAUGUGACAACUCACCAAGUUACCAGAGAUGAAGAAAGUGAAUUGCAUACUGUUACAGAUAAACCAAUUAUCAUGGGUUGUGAUGUAGAGAACAUAUCAUUAAAAGAAAAGGAAGAGUUAUUAAAAAGUAUAGUUACAGAGGAAAUUACUGCAGAAGGAAACAGCACAGACAAAUCAUGUUCUUUACCCAUAAAGACAACUGAAUAUUCAAUACAGGGAAAUGUGAUGUCUUCUGUUAGCAUUGCAACUAGAGACAAAAUAACCAAGAAAAAUUCUGUAAAAGUAAACUUGCUUAUGGUGUAUCAAAAUGAAAUUCAAGGAGUGUGUGCUUCAGCUUCCAAACAGUUUUUCUCAAUGAAAGAAAACCCACUUUCACAAGAAUUAAAAAAUAGCCAGAAUUCAAAGGAAAUCGGUGAAACUAUGAACAUAUAUGCUGCUAUAAAAGAAGACUCAUUAGUUUCUAAUCACAAUAAUAGAGUUGCUGACACUUUGAAUACCGGAAGAAUCAAUCCAAGCCCCAAGAGAAAUCUCAGGGAAGAAUGGAAUGCAACAGCAAAGACUUUUUAUGAUCCUUCUUUUCCCAGAGAACACGUCUCAACAGAAUGCCCAUCUGGACCACAACAGAAGUCUUUUCAAUUGCUAUCUGAAGUCAAAGGCUCUAUUUUAAGUGAAAACACAACAAACACUGAAGAAAAAGAUUGGAAUUUGCAGAAUGUCUUCAUAAAAACACAAAUAAACAAGAUUGAAAGGUUUCUAUAUUCUGAAAGUCUCUGCCAGUCCAGAAAGAGAAAGCAUGAAGAAGAUUCAGAAAAGGCAAUAAUAGUAGAUUAAACUGAUGUUUGAUUGUUAUUAAAUGUGUUUUGAAAUCUGUACAACCCAAAGUAAUGUGAUGAGUAGUAUAAUAUACAAGAAAAGGCUGGUAUCUUUGCAGUUCAUAUGUCUAUUUUUUAAAAAAAGAGCAUCUUAGAAUAUUUUAUUUGGAAGUUACCAAUUCAAGAAGAGGCCAUAGAACACCACUCAUUUUUUA
Molecule: messenger RNA, 3726 nt
Organism: Sceloporus undulatus (fence lizard)
Lineage: Eukaryota; Metazoa; Chordata; Lepidosauria; Squamata; Phrynosomatidae
Gene: CCDC73
Product: coiled-coil domain containing 73
Exons: 19
Coding region: 483-3530 (1015 amino acids)
Source: RefSeq, a predicted model, not a curated record